Molecule: messenger RNA, 405 nt
Organism: Cooperia oncophora
Lineage: Eukaryota; Metazoa; Nematoda; Chromadorea; Rhabditida; Trichostrongylidae
Source: the annotation of a GenBank genome assembly
AUGGCCGUGUCGUAUCUGCUGUUGUUCCUCCUCGGUACUUGUGGGAACGUGGCAGUACUGACAACCAUCUAUCAUGUUGUACGUUCAAGUCGAGCCACGCUCGACAACACACUCAUUUAUGUGAUCGUACUGUCAUGUGUCGACUUUGGUGUAUGCCUCAGCUUGCCGUUUACCGUUAUCGACCAGAUUCUUGGCUUCUGGAUGUUCGGUACCGUGCCGUGCAAAUUGCAUGCCGUCUUCGAAAAUUUUGGCAAGAUUCUCUCGGCACUAAUUCUUAGCGCUAUGUCCUUUGAUCGCUACGCUGGAGUCUGCCAUCCACAGAAGAAAUUUCUCAGAUCCAGAAAGUUGGCCAUCUCCAUUCUGUUCGGUUUGUGCUUUUUUUCACCACCUACACAUUGCUCAUAA